AGACGGCUGGGAUCUGCAGAAGCUGCUUUUUUAAUUCUCCGGCCGAACCAGAGGCGCGUCCCUGUUUCAAUCCCUGUCCUCUCUCUGUGGAAAUAAACCCAUGCGGGUUGGUUUCGGAGACGCAUCCACAUCAUAUUUAUUUCUCCAUCGCAGGGGAGUGAUCCCGCAGCCUCUCAGCGGUGGUAUAAACAAUGGCGGGUCCCGAGCAGCAGCAGCAGCAGCAGCAGGUGGAGGAGAAGGCAGAGUACAUAGAUGAUGCUGAGAUGGCUCUGCAAGGAAUCAACAUGCUGCUCAACAACGGAUUCAAGGAGAGCGACGAGCUCUUCAGGAGAUACAGGAGCCAGAGCCCACUGAUGAGCUUCGGGGCCAGUUUUGUCAGUUUCCUGAAUGCCAUGAUGACAUUUGAGGAGGAGAAGAUGCAGACGGCCUGUGAUGACCUGAGGACUACUGAGAAACUGUGUGAGAGCGACAGCGCCGGAGUGAUAGAGACAAUCAGAAACAAGAUAAAGAAGAGCAUGGACUCUCAAAGGUCAGGUGUUGUUGUGGUGGACCGCCUUCAGAGACAGAUCAUCGUUGCUGACUGUCAGGUGUACCUCGCAGUGCUCUCCUUUGUCAAACAGGAACUUUCUGCCUACAUCAAGGGAGGCUGGAUUCUUCGUAAGGCUUGGAAAAUGUACAACAAGUGCCACAGUGACAUCAGCCAGCUGCAGGAGACCUGUCAGCGCAGGUCCUCUGUCACCCAGGACUCCCUGUCAGCAGACAACGCCAACCACAACGCCCCGUUGGAGAACGGCGUGACGCCCGAGGCCCUGGACCGACUCAAGGGCUCCGUCAGCUUCGGCUACGGCCUUUUCCAUUUGUGCAUCUCAAUGGUGCCGCCACACCUGCUCAAGAUUAUCAACCUGCUGGGUUUUCCCGGGGACAGACUCCAGGGCCUGUCCUCCCUAAUGUAUGCAAGCGAGAGCAAGGACAUGAAGGCGCCGCUGGCUACGUUGGCCCUCCUGUGGUACCACACGGUAGUGCUUCCUUUCUUCGCUCUGGAUGGCUCUGACACACAUGCAGGGCUAAUGGAGGCCAAGGCUAUUCUGCAGAGAAAGUCGGUGGUUUACCCCAACUCAUCGCUCUUCAUGUUCUUUAAGGGACGGGUUCAGAGGCUAGAGUGCCAAAUCAACAGCGCUUUGGCCUGUUUCCAUGAUGCUUUAGAGCUUGCAUCAGACCAAAGAGAGAUCCAGCAUGUGUGUCUCUAUGAGAUUGGAUGGUGUAGCAUGAUAGAGAUGAAUUUUGAAGAUGCGUACAGGUCGUUUGAGAGGCUGAAGAACGAGUCGCGCUGGUCACAGUGCUACUACGCUUACUUAACCGGCGUGUGUCAGGGUGCUUCUGGCGACCUGGAUGGAGCGAGUGGAGUUUUCAAAGAUGUGCAGAAGCUCUUUAAGAGGAAAAACAACCAGAUAGAGCAGUUUGCUGUCAAAAGGGCUGAGAGAUUGAGAAAGACAUCUCCCACCAGAGAGCUGUGCAUCCUCGGUGUAAUCGAAGUGCUAUAUCUGUGGAAAGCACUUCAAAACUGCUCCUCAUCUAAAUUGCAGAUAAUGAAUCAGGUGUUACAGAGUGUAGAUGAUGCUUCGUGCAGAGGCUUGAAACAUCUCCUUCUCGGUGCCAUUCACAAAUGUCAUGGGAAUAUGAGAGACGCUGUUCAGUCACUCCAGUUGGCUGCUAGAGACGACUAUGGACGGCAGAUCAACUCAUAUGUUCAACCAUAUGCUGUCUAUGAACUGGGAUGUAUACUCCUUGCACAACCUGAGACAGUGGGAAAGGGAAGAUCAUUGCUACUUCAAGCAAAGGAGGAUUUUACGAGCUACGACUUUGAGAACAGGCUUCAUGUCCGCAUCCACUCCGCCCUGGCCUCGUUGAGGGAGGUAGUGGCGCAGUGACUCCAGGAAGAAGCUGUGACAGCUCAGGCUGUGCUCACGGCUUUUUGAAGACACGUUUUUAAGCCAUUCAAACCAACUCUUUGACAUCCCCUUGAACUGGCUCCUGUGUUUGUCAUUCUUAUACAGAUGCAGAGAAAUACGCUUGUUUGUCGUCUUCCUCGUUAAACAGGCUGAUAUGAGGUUUCAAUCUUUGUGCAGACAUAGAGGGUGUUCAUGCCAAACUGUGCUCUAUAUAUAGGCCUAUAUAUAUUAUACUUAACUAUGCUGUAACUUGUCUUGUUGUUGACCAGCAAGCUAAUUACCGAUUACAUCUUUAAGCAUGGUUUUUUGUUUUUGCACAAACCUGGAAAACUCAUGGUUCGGGACACCCAAUAGUUAAGUUAUGGCCCCAACUAGAUGAUGUUUAGUUUCAAUUUAACGUUGGAGCUCAUUGUUUCCCCUUCCACUUCCUGUCUGUAUGCUAAGCGAGACUAAACAUGUCCCUGGGCUACGUCUGAACUGGACGCACAGAGAUGAAACUGAAAGAGGACAAACAAGUAUAUUUCCUCCUCUCUGUAACUGUUCCUUUACGUGUUUUCUGCACCCUAAUGUUUAAGCUAGCUAGUUAACAAUUUUCCUCUUGAACUUGUGUGUUUGGAGGAUUUCAAUUCCACCCGUUCAGUUAGCAAUUCAGCACGUAAAAGUAACAUUCUAAAGAGAUCGUACCGUUCCUCCCUUAAUAGUAACUUUAUAAAGUAAUAAAAGAUUCAGAUAGUAGUGUUUUCCACAUUCUGUUAAAACAUGCAGAUGACAUUUUAGAACAUCUUCUCCAAAUAAUUCAAUAUAAUUAAUUCCUUCGCCAUAUCACAUAUCAUGAAAAGGGUUAGGGAGUGUUGAUCAAAUACAAUGUUUGAUUUUAUACGUUCUUACAAAGGACCAGCAGUUAUUUAAUACAUAGUGUCCUGCUCAUAAAAAUUUCCAAAUCUGCUUGUCAAUUGCAAAAGGACGUGGACACAUAUCACACAGGGGCCACUUAUAUUCACAACAGACUUUAAACAAUAAACCUUGUAGUCUAAUUAGAAACUGUUCACCUAAAAUCACACAUACUGUCGUGACAACUAGGCUGCUGUGUCACACUCAAGUAGUUGAUACAUGUAUAGUAAAUGAGAAAUCACAACACUUCACACUGAUGUUAUAUGAAAACAAACAUUGAUCUGUGCACUAUGCAUCGUAUGGCAGGGGAACAGUCGCUUUAUUGAAGUCAAAUGUUCCUGCGUGUCCAUCUGUGCCAAUACAUCAAGGUAUUGUACUGCGGUACAUGCAGUACUGUAAUGUUACCACUGACUGGUGCUGCUACAUGUCAGCCUAAUAAACAUAUAUUACUAAUGACUUAUUUUGAUAGUGUUUUAGUGAUACAAGCUUUUUAAUUCGUCCAUAACAGUGAAGAGUUAAUUUGUUACAUAGCCGAAAGUUGUACUUUUACAAGCACCAUUUACAUGAUGCUAUUUUAAUGAGUCUUGCACCUGCAAAUUCUGUCAGGUUGCAGUGGUAGUGUGAUCUUCCAUUCCAUUCCAUGAUGAAUGAAUAUCUCAACAGAGUUUCACACUGUACAUAUGAAUGAUUCUGUGCAGGGUAUCGCCAGCUGAGUAAUGGUUCAUAUGAGCAAUAUAAUCAAGAAGAGAACAUCUUCAUUUACAAAGUCUCUCAACAACAACUAUCUGUGUUUAUCUUCCAAUGCUUAAGAAAAUGGAUGGAUUUGUUUUUGCUCACACUAAGCUGGUCAGUUUAAGCCAGUCAUCCCCCUGUGGCUGUGGUGGAUGUGAAUUGUGGUAAAUGUUAAGAGGAGCACUGUGUGAGUGGUUGGUGCCAUGCAAGUGAUGUGGUGAACAGUGAAAUGUCAGUAAGAUGUCACUUACCUGCUGUACCAAAUUCUUCUGUCACUUUUUCCUUUUGUCAUGAGAUUUUGUUGAACUUGAGGUAACGUGAGGAUGACGGUGUUCCAAUGUGUCACUGAACUCUACAAUAAACUGUUCUCCAAUAAUCUAA
Hippoglossus stenolepis (Pacific halibut) is the source of this 3953-nucleotide messenger RNA. RefSeq names its product tetratricopeptide repeat protein 39C. The transcript is spliced from 14 exons. Gene Ontology annotation, biological process: otolith morphogenesis; cilium assembly. Gene Ontology annotation, molecular function: protein binding. The record is from RefSeq and is a predicted model, not a curated record. The coding region runs from base 192 to 1928 and encodes 578 amino acids. NCBI's taxonomy places the organism in Eukaryota, Metazoa, Chordata, Actinopteri, Pleuronectiformes, Pleuronectidae.